AUGUUCACAGGUCUUAUUGAAACUAUCGGAACAGUGGCUGAGUAUGUUGAGCAAGAUAGCUCCUCCACAGGUGGCAAUGGUGUUUCGAUUACCAUCACUGAUUGUUCACCCAUAUUGGAAGAUGUUCAUCUUGGCGAUUCCAUCUCCACUAACGGGGUUUGCUUAACAGUCACAGACUUCGAUGCCUCCAAGACCCAUUUCAAAGUAGGUGUAGCUCCUGAAACUUUGCGCAAGACCAAUAUGGGCUCCUUAAGUAAAGGCUCAAAGGUGAAUCUAGAAAGAGCCGUGACGAGUGAUGUUAGAUUAGGUGGUCAUGUUGUACAAGGUCAUGUUGAUACGGUUGCCACGGUUGUUGGCAAGAAACCAGACGGGAAUGCAAUUACAUUUACAUUUGAGCUUAGAGACAAGGAGUUUAUCAAUUACAUUGUACAUAAGGGAUUUAUUGCCAUUGACGGGACUUCGUUGACUGUUACUUCCGUCAAUGACUCAAAAGCCCAAUUCUCGAUAAUGUUGAUAAGUUAUAGUCAGGAGAAAGUUAUUCUAGCAAAGAAGGAGAUUGGUGAUACUGUGAAUAUCGAAGUGGACCUAACCGGUAAGCUCAUUGAAAAGCAAGUGGAGCUUAAUUUGAAAUCACAGAUUAAUAAGGAAGACAGUGCCUUGAAUGCAUUGAUCGCAUCAAUUGUGGAGAAAAAGGUCAAGGAGUUAAUCAAGUAG
Molecule: messenger RNA, 714 nt
Organism: Lodderomyces parapsilosis
Lineage: Eukaryota; Fungi; Ascomycota; Pichiomycetes; Serinales; Debaryomycetaceae
Gene: RIB5
Product: riboflavin synthase
Exons: 1
Coding region: 1-714 (237 amino acids)
Biological process (GO): riboflavin biosynthetic process
Molecular function (GO): riboflavin synthase activity
Source: RefSeq, a predicted model, not a curated record